This is a messenger RNA of Emys orbicularis (European pond turtle), 1160 nucleotides long. RefSeq names its product vesicle transport through interaction with t-SNAREs 1A (gene VTI1A). The record is from RefSeq and is a predicted model, not a curated record. Gene Ontology annotation, biological process: intracellular protein transport; Golgi to vacuole transport; macroautophagy. The transcript has 8 exons. Gene Ontology annotation, molecular function: SNARE binding; SNAP receptor activity. Bases 75 to 728 code for a protein of 217 amino acids. Lineage: Eukaryota; Metazoa; Chordata; Testudines; Emydidae. Gene Ontology annotation, cellular component: SNARE complex; late endosome membrane; ER to Golgi transport vesicle membrane.
GCCUCUUGGCCGUGAGCAGCUGAGACCGGCUUCUCCUUACCGCCGCCGUCUCCGGCCCGGACCCUGCCGCUACCAUGUCCUCCGACUUCGAGGGCUACGAGCAGGACUUCGCGGUGCUGACAGCGGAGAUCACGGGCAGGAUCGGGAAGGUGCCCAAGCUGCUGGGCGAUGAGAAGAAGCAGAUGGUUGCAAAUGUGGAGAAACAGCUAGAAGAAGCAAGAGAGCUGCUUGAACAGAUGGAACUCGAAGUUCGAGAAAUCCCCGCCCAAAGCCGAGGAAUGUAUAGCAGUAGAAUGAGGAGCUACAAACAAGAAAUGGGAAAACUUGAAGCGGAUUUUAAAAGGUCACGGAUUGCCUACAGUGACGAGGUGCGGAAUGAGCUCCUAGGGGAUGAUGGGAAUUCCUCAGAGAACCAGAGGGCACAUCUGCUCGAUAACACAGAGAGGCUGGAAAGGUCAUCUCGGAGACUAGAGGCUGGAUACCAAAUAGCAGUGGAAACCGAGCAGAUUGGACAGGAAAUGUUGGAAAACCUGAGCCAAGACAGAGAGAAGAUCCAGCGUUCUCGGGAAAGGCUUAGAGAAACAGAUGCAAACUUGGGGAAGAGCUCCAGGAUCCUAACCGGAAUGUUGCGAAGGAUCAUCCAAAACCGGAUUUUGAUAGUUAUCUUGGCAAUCAUCAUCUUCUUCACCAUCCUGAUGGCUAUUUAUUUUUCUGUCAAGAGACACUGAUAUCUUGGUUCUUCACUAAACAGCAACAAACUGCUUGUUCUGAGUAAUUAAGACAAAGUGGUCACAUGAAUCACUCUCUCGCACUGACAGAAUCUCCCUGUCUUUGCCGCUGUUCAGCUCAGGUGCAAGUAGCGUAAAAAUAUCUUGUAUUAUUGAUUGCAUGUGGAUUUCAUUUUUUCCUUGUUUUUUCCCCUUACAAUGAAUGUUUUUGGAAUCUUCGUAUAUGGGUUUUUAUAUAAAAAACAUAACUAAGAAGAAUUAAUGUGUGUCAGAUUCCACACCGGGUUAUUCAUUUGUAAGUUACAAGAGUUUGGGGGGGGGGGUGUGAAGUGUCUCCACACUUUUCUUCUGUUGUGUUGGGUGUAUAAAUAUCUAGCAGUAUCUGAUCUUCUGUGACAUCAAAGAAUAUGAGUAAAGCAGAGACCAAAUGAU